AUGCCCCCGGCCGCACCUGACGAUUUGAUCCGCCAGCAUAGUCGGUCGCUAGAAGACGAUCCAACUUUGUUCCCUGAUAACAACCGCAUCGUGUCGGAGAAUGAACCAACCGGGAAGAGUAAGAAGAAGAAGAACAAAAAGGCCAAAGGGGGCAAGGCCGCGACAGAAAGUCCUCCUGAUGAGGUGACCCAACAGCAGUUGCCUACAUCUGUAGAGCCCUCCUCGUGUCCAGAUCCACCCUUAGAUCAUCAUGUUCCCCCCACCGUGGCAUCCCCCGUCCUCGACGUGCUCGGAUCCAUUCACGAUAACACGGAAGAACACGAUCUCACCAGCCGCACUGGAACCUGGGCUCAAUCAGUGCCUUAUGGAAAGAGCCCUCCAACAGACUUGAUGGAUGGAGAACUGCCUCAGGAAUCACCUAUCAACUUCCCCACCAUUCAGGCACGAGGCGGCUUUAGUCAACCUUCUUCCGCAUCCCCUCCGACCCAGAUUCGCCCCUUCAGCUACAACAGUGGCUAUCGAAGCAAUAUGAACUCGAGACAGCAAUCCGCGGAUCGACAUAAAAGCCACUCAUAUGGAAGUCCCAUGAGUAAUCUGGCACCACCCCCACACCUCCCGCAGGCUCACUUUUAUGGCGCCCCGGAUAUCGACAUUCCAAAUCAGCCUCGCUCCGCUGCAGACGGCGCGUAUUCUUUCUGUGCAUUCGACACUCUUCCGAAUAUGUCCAAAGCAUCACGGAAUGCUUUGAAUGUUCUGGUGAUAGGAACGGACAAUAGAGUGGAAGUCCAGGCGAUAGAGGACCACAGGGCUCGUUUAGUUGGUCAAAUCACCGGCCUAAAUGGGCGUGUCCUUGAGGCCAGAAUCUUACCUGGUCACGUUGCCACGGAGUCAGCUGGACCCCCUCAGCCCCAUGUGGCUGUUAUUGUACAUGGCCCGUUGGCACCGACUGAAGAGGAAGUUCCCGUUUCUUCCGCGAAUUCUGAGAUCUAUGAGGGUGCACCAUCGAUGACUCGUGGUCAUUCAAUUGAUCGACGACCCCCGAAAGAUGACAUUAAAUUUUAUCAAACUCGAGUGGAAGUAUAUUCUCUUCGAUCGGGAGCACAUGUUGCAACUCUAUUUGCAAGUAAGCCCGUUCCAUCGUUGGAGAAUAUUCCUGGUCUUCCAUCACUGGCACCGCCACCUGUGGGUAGCUUGAAGCUUCUCGUCGGCGGAAAUCAUGUCGUCGUGGCCUCUGGCGUUAGUGGGGAAGUUUAUGUUUACCAGCAAACUUCUUCGGGUACAUAUCUAUGUCUAGGGAAGGUCUGGACGAAUGUGCAGACCGGAGAAGCACGACGGUACUCCACUUCCUCCAGUUCAACUGACCCAGACGGUUCUCAUAAUGAUCAACCCCGCAAAUUAUUAUCCGAACGUCCAAUCUUGGCUUUGCAAGGAAGGUGGCUUGCCGUUGUUCCUCCGUCUGCUUCAAACCGGGCAUCCAUUCAGGGAAUUGUACCAGUUGGUCUAGCACACGGUCGCGCUCAGGGACUUGAGAGUCGUAGUCCGCCGACGAUCCCGUCAAUCAAUUGUGCGACUGACGUGGGUGAGGGAGAGAGCUUUCUUGACAAAGUCGCCAGAGGUGUUACGCAAGAGCUCGUGAAGAGUGCUCGCUGGAUGGGAGACCAGGGAAUACAAGCGUGGAAUUCCUACUGGAAUAAUCAACAACCUGGUGCAACCCCUCCACAGCGUCAAACUCGGGGGGCAGAGUCGCCGAUUUCGGGCUAUGGGCUCUUCCCACCGACGCACGCUCAAGAUGCGAAGACCCCCCCUUCACCUGGACCCGACGCCGUGUCCAUCAUCGACCUUAAACGGUUUGAUGACGGCGUGGAGACGAAGAUGGCACCUCUCCACCCCAUGGCAACAUUUCAAGUCCCUAAUGGCUGCAGUUACCUCUCACUUUCCCCUAACGGACUGAUGUUACUCACUGCUAGUAAAAAUGGUGACGUACAAUAUGUUUGGGAUCUCAUGCAGUUGAAGAACUGCCGAGCGAUGGCUUUCAUGGCCGAUGAUGUCGCCGAUCAAAGCCCCAACGUUCGACAGAUUGCCAGAUAUCCACGAUUGACUACAUCUAGUAUUGUCGACGUAGUCUGGACUGCACCGGUGGGCGACCGACUAGCUAUCAUUACCCGAAAGGGAACCAUUCACGUCUUCGAUUUGCCACGAAGUGCUUUCCAAUGGCCUCCUUUCCGCCGUGGUCGCCCCGCUGCACAAAAGUCCCCAAUUAUUGAUCCAACAGGCGACGACGUUUCCAGUCCAAGUGGCGGUGGAAACCCACUAUCAGCAGCCAUGAAACUGGUUGGGGGUAAAACACAGCCUUUCUUCUCUGCGGUACGGGGCCGUGUUCCAUCGACCAGUGGCGCACCAUUCCCCAAUAUCAGUGGCUUUGCUCUACCAACAGCAGCUACGAUCAAGGGUGGAAAGGUGGUGGCAGCAGGCCUGAGCAAGUCCAUGGGCGCUGCGGCAACAGGCACCGUCCACACACUUCGACACGUGGGAGAAAACCGGCUUCAUUUAACUGGCCUUGCGAGAGACCCAUCGCCUAGCCGGGUCAUUUGGAUCUCCAACAAGGGUCUCUUUUAUCUUGGAGUGGUUGACAAUGGGGAUUUCAAAUUGUACGGUCUUAAGCGUGGUGCAACCAGCCAUAAGAAUCGACAGUUUCACACUGUUAUUGGUGGCAAGGAGAAACAGUACAAGCUACCUGCCAGCCUGCACAAUCCUUGCGGACCAGCGCCUUUAAUGCCAUAUGAUUCAGAGCUCACAGUCCAGGCAACUUUACUGUUGCCAUCUGCUAGCGCGCAUUCAUCUACCACGGCACGGCCUUUCUGCCAGCCGCUCUCCCAGGCAGAGAUCGAGACCAAUACGCCAUACCAGCCUUUCCAUACCGAUCAGAGAGUCGGCCUCCACAUCUUUUCCUCUCCAGGUGGUCAGCGAAAUAUGUCCUUAGCAGCCCCGGGUGGUCAGUGGGUCUUUGGGGGUGAUAUUCCGACUACCAAAGUACACGUGAGGUCCUAUAGCAAUAGCAGUGAUGAACUUGCAGAUGAUGAGCAGGACGAUGAGGCCAUCCACGGUCAUUCAUUAGGUGCUGGUGGCGAUAUGGAGAACCUUAUCAGCCUAGCCAACAGCACCGGUCACAUCGAGGAGGUGAUUAUUACCACUCGACGAAAGAAGAAGGCAUCAGCUCCAUUGAAAGCUGAUGAUGGCUUCUUUGAGGAUGAUUGUGAGGUCCUCGAUUUUGCUCGCGAUCGAGUCUGA
This is a messenger RNA of Penicillium angulare, 3288 nucleotides long. RefSeq lists its product as uncharacterized. Lineage: Eukaryota; Fungi; Ascomycota; Eurotiomycetes; Eurotiales; Aspergillaceae. Bases 1 to 3288 code for a protein of 1095 amino acids. Gene Ontology annotation, biological process: response to starvation; autophagy. The record is from RefSeq and is a predicted model, not a curated record. The transcript has a single exon. Gene Ontology annotation, molecular function: protein binding. Gene Ontology annotation, cellular component: cytoplasm.